Molecule: messenger RNA, 2022 nt
Organism: Rhinolophus ferrumequinum (greater horseshoe bat)
Lineage: Eukaryota; Metazoa; Chordata; Mammalia; Chiroptera; Rhinolophidae
Gene: ICA1
Product: islet cell autoantigen 1
Exons: 16
Coding region: 293-1801 (502 amino acids)
Biological process (GO): regulation of transport
Cellular component (GO): Golgi apparatus
Molecular function (GO): protein domain specific binding
Source: RefSeq, a predicted model, not a curated record
AGCUAUUCCGGCUGGCGGCCGCCGCUGCAGGAAGGACCGGUUCCUGCGCUUCCCCCGCCCCCUUCCCUCGCCUUCUGCUGACGUUGACGUCGGAUGAAGGAGCUGGAGGGACUCUCCGAUCGCGGCCGGGAGGCUCCUGGGGGCCGGGGCUCCGAGUAGGCGAGUCAUCGGGAGCCUGCAUCGAAACCGUGGCUCUGGAGCUAACUGGCUUUGUUCUCUCAGGCCUGUUAGUGACCUCUCCUGAUCACAGGUCCCCAUUUUAAAAGUAGAAAAAGAAGAAGAAGAAGAAAACAUGUCAGGACACAAAUGCAGUUAUCCCUGGGACUUACAGGAUCGAUACGCUCAGGAUAAGUCAGUCGUAAAUAAGAUGCAGCAGAAGUAUUGGGAGACAAAGCAGGCCUUUAUUAAGGCCACAGGGAAGAAGGAAGAUGAACACGUCGUGGCCUCCGAUGCAGACCUGGAUGCCAAGCUGGAGCUGUUUCACUCGAUUCAGAGAACCUGUUUGGACUUGUCUAAAGCAAUUGUGCUCUAUCAAAAGAGAAUAUGUUUUUUGUCUCAAGAAGAAAACGAACUGGGAAAAUUUCUCCGAUCCCAAGGCUUCCAAGAUAAAACCAGAGCAGGAAAAAUGAUGCAAGCGACAGGGAAAGCCCUCUGCUUUUCUUCCCAGCAAAGGUUGGCCUUGCGAAAUCCUCUGUGUCGAUUUCACCAAGAAGUGGAGACUUUUCGACAUCGGGCCAUCUCGGACACUUGGCUGACGGUGAACCGCAUGGAGCAGUGCCGGACUGAAUACAGAGGGGCUUUAUUAUGGAUGAAGGACGUGUCACAGGAGCUUGAUCCAGACCUCUACAAGCAAAUGGAGAAAUUCAGGAAGGUACAAACACAAGUACGUCUUGCCAAAAAAAGCUUUGACAAAUUGAAGAUGGACGUGUGUCAAAAAGUGGACCUUCUUGGAGCAAGCAGAUGCAAUCUCUUAUCUCAUAUGCUCGCAACAUACCAGACCACUUUGCUUCAUUUUUGGGAGAAAACGUCUCACACGAUGGCAGCCAUCCAUGAGAGCUUCAGAGGUUAUCAACCAUAUGAAUUCACUACGUUAAAGAGCUUACAAGACCCUAUGAAAAAACUGGUUGAGAAGGAAGAAAGGAAGAAGAUCACCCAGCAAGAGAGUGCAGAGGCUGCAGCAGAGGGGCCAAGCCAGUUAAUUUCAUUAGAGGAAGAACACCAGCAUAUGGAAUCCUCUAGUUUUAAGACUGAAGAAGGAAAACGUGUUUUAUCAGCCUUAGACAAAAGCUCUACACAUCAUGCAUGCUCAGAUGAACUAUUAAACAUGAAACCUGAGGAAGGUGCUUGCCUGGGUCCAAUGGGAGGGACCCCGGAACUCGAAGGUGCUGACAAAGAUGACCUGCUGCUACUGAAUGAAAUCUUCAAUGCUUCUUCCCUGGAAGAGGGCGAUUUCAGCAAAGAGUGGGCUGCUGUGUUUGGAGACAGUCGACUGAAGGAACCAGCUCCCACUGUGGCCCCAGGAGAGCCAGACCCCAAGCUCCAGACAGGCUCAGGAUUCCUUCCUUCGCAGCUUUUAGACCAAAAUAUGAAAGACUUACAGGCCUCGCUAUACGGCCCUCCUACUCCAUGGCCAGCAUCAAAGGCAAACAGUGCAAACGCCAGCAGCCCUACAGUGAAAGAGCCUACUAAGGCCACCUCGGACCUGACUGCCUGGUUCAGCCUCUUUGCUGACCUCGACCCGUUGUCAAAUCCUGAUGCUGUUGGGAAAACCGAUAAAGAACACGAAUUGCUCAAUGCAUGAGUCUGCAGCCUCAGGAAGGCCACCUGGCGCUCCUCAGUAACACCUGGGGGCUUGCAGAUGUAUGACGUGAUCAGUAUGCUGUUUUCAUAUUUACGUGCCAUUUUAAUAAAACAAAAGGGUCGAAGGCCCUGUUUAUAUUGGUAUAAUUAUUUGCUCUUAUUUGGUAUAAAGGGUUUUAAUGUAUUCUCUAUGUGGACCUAACAAUAAAGGAUUGUCUAACA